AUGCCUCCAAAGAGAAAGCGUUCCACAGAAAGCGACGUGCAUGACGAUGCAGCGCGCAACAAGCGUUUCGCGUACCUGAAGCCCCAAGUCCGGCAGGUUUCCGAGCGGACUAUCAAGUCGAAAUGGACAACACUCCCUGAGCCCGUUCAAGACAAGGUUCGUGAUAUGUUUCGAGCGCUUGAACGGCCAGUUAUUGUGCGGCAGCCGAAUGAACGAAAACGCAUCGAAGCGCAGGCGGCUGUGCAGGCAGUUGUUAGGAAUCUCGGGAAGCGACUUCCUCGAAUGCCGUUUCCUCCUGUUACGAAGGAGUCGGUGUUUGACUACGAAGCGGCCCUAAAUGAGCAUGUGUCUCUUGAGUCUAGCUUAGCGACUAUGAACGAUAGUAUCGAUCUUUUGAAGGCGGAAAUUGAGAGGGAGGAGGCCUUACUGGCCAAAGAAACAAAGCAACUACAGGAAAUGGAGAAAAACGCCAAUCGAGCCGAAGCGGAAAGAAAACGGCAGAUGAAGAAUGUGAGUUCUCUCGGAUGGUUCCGGCCAUACAACAUGUCACUCAUCAUUUUGAAGGAGCAUCCGGCACUACGGCAGCUCGACGAUCUUCCCAAGACCCAGUUCCAAGCAGCUCAUUUUAGAAUUCUGGAAGCAGAAGACUCACAAUCGGGUUUUGAUGAGCUGGAGAAUGACCCGGAAACCUCAAGCCUGUUGAAACAAUUGAAAGACCAUCUAAAAUCGAUGCAGAACAAUGUUGCCCCUCUCACUGGUCUGAAGGACGCACUCACCCGAUCGGAAGCAGCUCUCAGUCUAUUCUCAGCACCGGAAGCACCCUGA
Messenger RNA from Aspergillus fumigatus Af293, 825 nucleotides. RefSeq lists its product as uncharacterized. Lineage: Eukaryota; Fungi; Ascomycota; Eurotiomycetes; Eurotiales; Aspergillaceae. The record is from RefSeq and is a predicted model, not a curated record.